GAUUUUCCCACAUGUGCGGUUUAAGGGAUUUUUGCAGAGAUGAGAGCAGUCCGUCUAACUGGAGGUCAGGACCGCUGCUCUGGUAAAGUGGAGAUCCACCGUAAUGGCAGCUGGGGAACGCUGUGUGAUAACUGCUGGAAUAAAGACAUGUCCUCCAUGGUGUGCGCCAUGCUUCAGUGUGGCACUGAGCCAGAGAAAUUCACCCAGUUUGUUCCUCCUCUCGCUCACAACAACGGGACACUGUGGUACUAUUCAUGCCCAAAAAAAGUGCAGAAUAUGUGGCAGUGCAUUGAGUUCGUCAACAAAACACACCUGUGCAUUUCCUCAAAAGCCUCUGGCGUCAUCUGUAAGGGUUCCCUAGGUUUUGCUGAAGCCACCACAGCAGCUGGGUCAACUGUAAUGACCAGUUGGACUACUGGUGUGACCCCAGUCAGUCGUACAGAAGGCUUCUCCUUCCCGUCUCCAGAGCUGCUCAGCACCAUGGCUCUGGCUCUCCUGCUCCUCGUGGUGCUCAUUACCAACUCAGUGCUGUGCUGCCGUUACAGGAGGAGACACGCGAUCUUGCUCCAGCAGACACGCAGCAACCCCCGAAUCCCCUCUGAACAUCAUAACAAUGGCUACCAGGACUCCGUCGACCUCGUCAAGGUCACUCCCAACCCACUGCAGAACAAAGUCCCCUCCAAUCCCAGGUAUCUGUGGACCCAGCAUAGUAGUGUUGACAGCUCGUCAGUAGAUACAGACUAUGAGCAGUAUGAGCAGAGCAAUGACCCGUCUGUCCCUUUAUCCACCUUUCGGAAUUCUCAGAGGUUCAGAACCGAAGUGAACCCUUUCAUGAGGCCUGCAGGUCUCCACAGCCUCUCUGAGGAAGCCCCUGAACCCUCAGAAGAAGUGAUGGGAACGUUUUCAGGCUGUAUCGGCGACGCAGACGCUCCGUACGCCAGAGUGUCGAAGAUGAUCUCAGUGGACUCGUUUGAUACGUCCAGCACCUCCUCAGGGGAGUGCUACGACAACACCAGCAAUAACUACAUCACCCUCCCCCCCGAACCAGAGCCGGGUCAGUCGUCUGGUGUCAGCGAUGCUUUGGACCCUUCACGUCUCGACUCCAACAAAGAUCAUCUUCACCCCGGGCAAACAGCAAACCUGCAGAGCUCAGAUGAUGAAGGAGACGGCCCCAUCUACUCCCCUGUGAGCCCCGACCAAAACCUCUCAUCUGAUGAUGACUACGAUGACAUUGGCACCUUGGAGUAACCGGAAGAGGUUACAUCUACUGAAACACAGUGGGACUGAAGCUGCAAACUGCACUGAAAAGAACAUGUACUUUAAGACCAAACACCUGUUUGAACUGAGAGAUUUAUAGUUAUAAAGAAGUCUAUACAUUGAGGUUAAAACCUGGAUAUACUUGAUUAAAACAGGGGAAUCUAGGGUACAUAUUUUAGCAGCAUAUAAAUGUCUCCGUUAUGUGCAGUAGUUCACAUCGAAAAGCCUUUGAAUAAAGAGGAACAUUUGGCCUCAGCAUAUACAAAUGUUCUUUUCUACCACAUUCUGACCCAGAUUUCAUGACCAAUUUUUGACCUGCAACUUACCAAAUGACUGUGAACCACUAUAAUAAGUUCAAUGUACUUACCUUGAUUAACUCCCUGUAAGUAAUCCAUCAUUAUGGACAUGGUGUUGCCUUUUUAGCCUGUUGUCAGAACAAACAGUUUGAAAAGACUUGAAUUGUUCUUUCCAUGAUGCUCAGACGUCCAUUGAGAUGUGGCUAUGCGAGCAUCACCCUCAUGCAUUCCUGAUCAAAAAGAAAACCAGGGGACAAAUGAGAGGAAUGUGGAUGCUUUGAAAAGGCCACCUGAUAUCAUUUUACAAAGAAAGAGCCAGUUCGCUGCAACUAUCAUUUUGAAAUGCAAUGAGUCUGAAUGAAAACCAAAGACUGCCUGGAAGGGGGAAAUCAAACUGAGGAUUCUUAAGGAGGAACAUUUGAGGAGUUCUUUGAAUGUAGAAGCAUCUGUAACAUAUGCAUGUUUUGUGUUUUUCAUAUACAGUAUUAUUUAAUCGAUGUUAGCAAAACAGUUUUCUUUAAUAACUAUUACAUUAAUGUGUGCCAAGUGGAUUUACAGUAAGUACAAGAAAACUACUGAGUUUGGUGCACUGCAUGGCCAACAGUAUUUGUACACAAACAUUACAUCCAAAUGUGAUUGUUGAAUUUGUGAUUACAAAAUAAUGGAUAUUAAUCUGCGGCUCUAAAAGAUGUUAGAUCUGCACGAGUUUUAUACCAUUCAAUUCUGUUAGCAUUAGUGAGGUCAGCACUGAUUUCGGACUGUAAGGCAAGAGAAAGGCACAUUUUUUAACAUUUCAUUUCAGUUAAAGA
This is a messenger RNA of Notothenia coriiceps (black rockcod), 2362 nucleotides long. RefSeq names its product T-cell differentiation antigen CD6-like. The transcript has 10 exons. The record is from RefSeq and is a predicted model, not a curated record. NCBI's taxonomy places the organism in Eukaryota, Metazoa, Chordata, Actinopteri, Perciformes, Nototheniidae. Gene Ontology annotation, biological process: zymogen activation. Gene Ontology annotation, molecular function: serine-type endopeptidase activity. Gene Ontology annotation, cellular component: plasma membrane. Bases 40 to 1248 code for a protein of 402 amino acids.